UGAAAUAGGAUCAAAAUGCCGGAUUCAAACAUCUUUGAAAGGAGACAGGGAAACCACAACAGUUUCCAUAGCUUCAUUUAUCUUACUGUCCUCAUCAUUAUGGCGAGUCUACCAAUUGUACAGACUUGUCAAUUCAAACCACGCAAGGGAUUGAGAACCCCCUGCUCGGAGUCAAUCAAGACAGUUGUGGAAGUACGAUCAUGUCCAACAAGUAAAGAAUCUUGGGCGGAAAGGGCUUUAAUAAAAGACUGUAGUAAAUUUCUACAUAACUGCUCUGAGGGGGAUCCCUUGAUUUAUCAUUGCGUUUUGGACGAAGAUGGAAAAAGGCUGUUAGAAGUGUGUGCCUUAAUGACACAAAUUAAAGGAAGAAGAUGUGCGGAGUUUAACUCGGGUGGUAUGUUUGUACAAGAGCACCUUGAGAAAAAAUGCAAGGAGUGUCAAGAAGAGAAAGAGGAAGAUGCCGGACAUAAUGACUCAGGGUUGGGGAAGUCAAUGAUUGAUUCUCCAAACAAAUCAAAUUCAUAA
This is a messenger RNA of Saccostrea cuccullata (small rock oyster), 525 nucleotides long. RefSeq lists its product as uncharacterized. The coding region runs from base 16 to 525 and encodes 169 amino acids. The transcript has 4 exons. NCBI's taxonomy places the organism in Eukaryota, Metazoa, Mollusca, Bivalvia, Ostreida, Ostreidae. The record is from RefSeq and is a predicted model, not a curated record.